UUGACGUUUAUGUUUUCGCAAUAAUUUAGUUAUGAAACUUGUUAUUUCUAUCUUCAAAAGCACUCAUAGUAUUCGCACAGUUAUUAAUGCAAGUUUGCUAUUAUGUUCUCCAUAAAAAUAUUACAACUUCGGUCAACGAGAAAACUACCCGCUUUGUAUCACAGAUCCCUCAGUAACCAGGCAAAAAUAAGCGAAAAAACUGUAGAUCUCUACCAGCAGCAGUAUGCUCGUGAUUCCUGGACAAAUAUCACUCCGAAGAUCUUGUCUCACCUGGAUCGGAAUCUACAUUUGCAGUCAAACCAUCCACUUGCCAUUAUCCGCAAAAAAAUUGUAAAAUAUUUUUACGGAGCAUAUCUUAAUCCCAGAGGAAAUCCUUUAUUUAGUGUUUACGAGAAUCUUAGUCCAGUUGUUUCUGUUGAACAAAAUUUCGAUAAUCUGCUAAUACCAAAAGAUCACCCGAGUAGAACAAAAAGUGAUUGUUAUUACAUUAAUAAGGAUUAUCUUUUAAGAGCUCAUACGACAGCACACCAGGUCGAACUUAUCCAAGCUGGCUUAGACAAUUUUCUGGUGGUUGGAGAUGUAUACCGAAGGGAUGAAAUUGACGCGACCCAUUACCCGGUGUUCCAUCAAAUGGAUGGUGUUAGGAUAAUUCAUCAAGAUAAAUUGUUCGAGAAAACACCAGAAUUGAAGGUAUUUGAGCGAUACUACAAGACCUAUCUAACCAAUGAUACUAGUACAAUAUCGGACUGCAUCGAUCAGCAUAAGCAACCCUGCCACACGUUAGAAUCUGUAAAACUUUGCGAACAUGAGAUGAAACGGGUACUCGUUGGAAUGGUAAAACACUUGUUUGGAGAAAAAGUUGAAUAUCGAUGGGUCGAGACGUAUUUUCCUUUCACUCAACCAUCCUGGGAGUUGGAAAUAUUUUUCAACGGAAGGUGGUUGGAAAUUCUUGGUUGUGGAAUAAGUCGAAACGAAAUUCUUGAUAAAGCUGGGGUAGACAAUUCAAUUGCGUACGCUUUUGGAGUUGGACUCGAGCGGUUAGCAAUGGUGCUUUUCGAUAUACCAGAUAUCAGAUUGUUCUGGAGUACAGAUAGCGGCUUUCUAAAUCAAUUCAAGGACGAAAGAAUAGUUAAAUACAAACCUAUAUCAGUUUACCCCCAGUGUACAAAUGACAUCUCUUUCUGGCUACCGGAUAAUUUGUCCCUUGAAACUUUCUCAGUGAACGAUUUCUAUGAUUUAGUACGAACAAUCGGAGAGGAUAUAGUAGAACAGGUCACCCUCAUAGACAAAUUCAAGCAUCCAAAGACUGGCAGAUCUAGUUUAUGUUUCCGGAUUGUUUACCGUCACAUGUCGAAAACGCUUACUCAGUUAGAGGUAACCACAAUUCACUCAAAAAUAGGAGAUGAGAUGGUCAAAGAAUUUAAUGUGAGCAUUCGGUAGGAAAAUGUAUUCCCAUAUAACCAAAA
Molecule: messenger RNA, 1466 nt
Organism: Malaya genurostris
Lineage: Eukaryota; Metazoa; Arthropoda; Insecta; Diptera; Culicidae
Gene: PheRS-m
Product: probable phenylalanine--tRNA ligase, mitochondrial
Exons: 3
Coding region: 103-1440 (445 amino acids)
Biological process (GO): phenylalanyl-tRNA aminoacylation
Cellular component (GO): cytoplasm; mitochondrion
Molecular function (GO): tRNA binding; ATP binding; phenylalanine-tRNA ligase activity
Source: RefSeq, a predicted model, not a curated record